Numida meleagris (helmeted guineafowl) is the source of this 2034-nucleotide messenger RNA. RefSeq names its product methylcrotonoyl-CoA carboxylase 2 (gene MCCC2). The record is from RefSeq and is a predicted model, not a curated record. The transcript has 17 exons. Gene Ontology annotation, molecular function: methylcrotonoyl-CoA carboxylase activity. Lineage: Eukaryota; Metazoa; Chordata; Aves; Galliformes; Numididae. Gene Ontology annotation, cellular component: mitochondrion; methylcrotonoyl-CoA carboxylase complex. Gene Ontology annotation, biological process: L-leucine catabolic process. Bases 26 to 1708 code for a protein of 560 amino acids.
GCGGGGCUGUCUGUGCUGCGCCGCCAUGCUGCUGGGCCGCUGCCGCCUCCUGCGCCGCGCCGGGGCCGCCCGCCCGGCCCGCGCCUGCUACGGCGAGGCGGUGGCGGUGGGCUCGCGGCCCGACGCGGGCUCCCCGCUUUACCAGGAAAACUAUGAACGAAUGAAAGUGCUGGUAACUAAACUCCAAGAACAAGCAGAAAAAAUCAGAUUAGGAGGUGGAGAAAAAGCUCGUAAGCUUCACACAUCAAGAGGAAAGUUGUUACCCAGGGACAGAAUCGACAGACUUAUUGAUCCAGGGUCUCCGUUUUUGGAGUUCUCCCAGUUUGCAGGCUACCAGUUGUAUGGCAAUGAAGAGGUUCCAGCAGGAGGUAUUAUCACGGGCAUUGGACGAAUAUCUGGGGUGGAAUGUUUGAUUGUUGCCAAUGAUGCAACUGUCAAGGGUGGUACCUAUUAUCCCAUCACUGUUAAAAAACAUUUACGUGCUCAAGAAAUCGCAAUGCAAAACCAUCUGCCUUGCGUAUAUUUGGUUGAUUCUGGAGGAGCAAAUUUACCUCGGCAAGCAGAAGUAUUUCCGGAUCGAGAUCAUUUCGGUCGUAUUUUCUAUAAUCAAGCAAUCAUGUCUUCACAAGGAAUUCCACAGAUAGCAGUAGUGAUGGGAUCCUGUACAGCGGGAGGAGCAUACGUACCUGCAAUGGCUGAUGAAAGCAUUAUUGUUGGCAAACAGGGAACAAUAUUCUUGGGAGGGCCACCACUGGUUAAAGCAGCAACAGGUGAAGAGGUGUCAGCAGAGGAACUUGGUGGGGCAGAUCUUCAUUGCAGACAUUCUGGUGUAACAGAUCAUUAUGCUUUGGAUGACAGUCAUGCACUUCAUCUGGCAAGGAAAACUGUAAGAAGUUUAAAUCUCCAAAAGAAAGUUGAUGUGUCUAUAGAACCAUCAGAAGAACCUUUAUUUCCUGCUGAUGAAAUAUAUGGAAUAGUUGGUGACCAGCUAAAAAGAAACUUUGAUGUCAAAGAGGUUAUUGCUAGAAUUGUAGAUGGAAGUAAAUUUGAUGAAUUCAAAGCCUUGUAUGGAGAUACUUUAAUCACAGGAUUUGCAAGAAUAUUUGGUUAUCUAGUAGGAAUUAUUGGAAACAAUGGAGUUCUCUUCUCAGAGUCAGCAAAAAAGGGUACACAUUUCAUCCAGUUGUGUUGCCAGAGAAAUAUUCCCAUUGUGUUUUUGCAGAAUAUUACAGGUUUUAUGGUUGGUAGAGAAUAUGAAGCUGGAGGGAUAGCAAAAGAUGGUGCAAAGAUGGUAACCGCUGUAGCUUGUGCCAGUGUACCUAAAAUAACUGUCAUUAUUGGUGGCUCUUACGGUGCUGGAAACUACGGGAUGUGUGGAAGAGCGUACAGUCCAAGGUUCCUUUAUAUGUGGCCAAAUGCUCGCAUAUCGGUGAUGGGAGGGGAACAGGCUGCAACUGUGCUAGCUACAAUAGCUAAGGACCAAAAAGCAAGAGAGGGAAAACAGUUAUCUAAGGCAGAUGAAGAAGCCUUGAAGGAGCCGAUCAUUAAGAGAUUUGAAGAGGAAGGAAACCCUUAUUAUUCCAGUGCACGGCUGUGGGAUGAUGGAAUUAUUGAUCCAGCUGAUACUAGACUGGUGUUGGGCCUCAGUAUCAGCGCAGCACUAAAUGCACCUACAAAGAAGACAGAAUUUGGGGUUUUCAGGAUGUAAUCUGGAUGUAUGCUAGUUGGAAUUACCUCUGUAUAUUUUAACAGGGCCUGGAGAGUGAAGUUACUACAACAUUGAAGUGUUUUAAACUGGUUUAAUAAAGCCUUAUACGAAGCCUUAUGUUGUUCUUGAUGGAGAAGUCUUAAUUACAUAUUUUCACUGAGUAAUCAUUAUACAGGAUACUGAUUUGAGACCAGUCAGUCACAGUGCUUGUAGAACACCGCAUUGCUCUGUUCAUGAAGAAACUGCAACUUCUAGCACUGAGUUAAAAUGUUUGAUGAGGAAUCAUUCAUCCCUUACACAAAUAAAUCUCCAAAAUAUGCUGCAUA